Fusarium redolens is the source of this 1341-nucleotide messenger RNA. Its product is annotated as Six-hairpin glycosidase-like protein. The record is from RefSeq and is a predicted model, not a curated record. The transcript is spliced from 5 exons. Gene Ontology annotation, biological process: polysaccharide catabolic process. Lineage: Eukaryota; Fungi; Ascomycota; Sordariomycetes; Hypocreales; Nectriaceae. The coding region runs from base 22 to 1341 and encodes 439 amino acids. Gene Ontology annotation, molecular function: chondroitin hydrolase activity.
CGUCCCUACAGUUUCGCGACGAUGGAGCUCCCAGAGAUGAUUCAGCCUAGUCAGGUUCUGGCAACGAAACGCAAGCUUCCAAUGUCGGAAAGUCAAUACACGAACGGUACGAAGAGAAAUGGGACGGAGAGAACGCAGGUCGACAUCAAGAAAUCGCUAUCUAGCGAAUUCAAACAUCUUGAGCUUCUGUUCUCUCCGUGUGUUGAGAUGAAGAUAUGGGCUGUCGCUGAGAGAAGCCUGAACAUGCCCGAGCCGCCCACUUGGUUUCCGGAAUACACCAAACCAGGAAGCACAGAAUAUUGGUGGACGGAGAGUCUUCACCAAAAUGGGUCUCUUAUGGGCACGCAUGAUCUGGGAUUCAUGAUUUGCCCCUGGGCCCGUUUGCAGUGGGAUCUUCAUCGUGACCCAAAGGCUUUCGACACGUUGAUGAGGGCGGCCAACACCCUAGCAGACCGCUUCUCCGAAAAGGUCGGCUGUAUACGAUCAUGGGAUGUGUGCCAAACGAAGAUCUAUUCCUUUACGGACCCAAGCAAGGAUUUUCUCGUUAUUAUUGAUAAUAUGAUGAAUCUCGAUCUCCUCUUCUGGGCUGCAUCCGAGGCCCCUUCUAAAGCUGACUCUACUCGGUUCUUUGAUAUCGCGAUGGCCCAUGCUCGAACAUCGAAAGAGUACCUUAUUCGUGCCGACCGGUCUAGCUACCACGUCGCCAACUUCAACCCUUCGACUGGCACUCUCAAAGAGCGUCUUACAAACCAGGGCUACAGCCAUGAAUCGUGUUGGUCGCGAGGUCAGGCGUGGGCCAUUGCAGGGUUUGCAAAGUCAUAUGAAUGGAGUGGCGAGAGCUCUUUUCUUGACACGGCCAAGAACUGUGCCGAUUACUUUUUGGAGAGAUUGCCUGACACGCAUAUUCCGCCCUGGGACUUUGACGCACAGGAAGACUCUGGUGCUAUUCCGCAACCCCCGGAUACAAGCGCAGCCAUGGUCGCUGCGUAUGGCAUGCUGCUGAUUCACGAAUCCCUCCAGAAGCGUUCCGAGCCUUCUCCGUAUCUCGGCCAUGCACUACGGAUAGUGGAUUCUGUUUGCGAGAGACACUUGAACCCCGCUGCCAGUCAGAAAGAGGACAUGGGGACGAUUCCCACAGUGGAAAACGGCCGUGCGACUUUUGUCAAGUGUGUUGAGACAGCUGCAGGGCUCGGAGAUACCAUCCUCAACGGCGCGACCAUUAACAAUUUCGAAUUUGCUCCUCGUCGCUGGGCUGAUCAUGGGCUUGUUUAUGCUGAUUACUUCUUUGUCUUGUUUGGAAACAAGCUUUUAGAAAUGAAUGCAUUGAGGUCACUGACGUAG